AUGGAGGGAGUGGUCCGGGGCCUUCUCCUCCUGCUGGCAGGCCUGCCCGUCCUGGAAGCCAAUGACCUGGUUGAUAAAGGCAGUCCCUUCUACUAUGACUGGGAAGGCCUGCAGCUGGGCGGGGUGAUCUGUGCGGCGCUCCUGUGCAUCGCUGGAAUCUUGUUCGCCCUGAGUGGCAAAUGCAAAUGCAAGCAAGAUCAUAAGCACAGCUCCUUACCCGAGAAAGCUGUUCCACUCAUCACUCCAGGCUCUGCCAGUACCUGCUGAGCACAGGACCGGCUUCACGGCACUUCCUGCACCAGCUCCCAUACUGUCCCCUCCCCCUUGGGGGACUU
Globicephala melas (long-finned pilot whale) is the source of this 335-nucleotide messenger RNA. It is a transcript of the gene FXYD4, whose product is annotated as FXYD domain containing ion transport regulator 4. The record is from RefSeq and is a predicted model, not a curated record. Gene Ontology annotation, biological process: regulation of sodium ion transmembrane transporter activity; potassium ion transmembrane transport. Gene Ontology annotation, cellular component: membrane. Gene Ontology annotation, molecular function: sodium channel regulator activity. NCBI's taxonomy places the organism in Eukaryota, Metazoa, Chordata, Mammalia, Artiodactyla, Delphinidae.